UAUGCCAGCGUCCUCUCAGCCUGAUUGGCUCCCUAGCUCAAUUCUGCUGGGAGUCGCAUCCUACCUGGUUGGGAGGUGCACUGCCUUUCCACACUCUCCCUUCUUAUACUCAGCCAGCUGCUGCUGAAGUGGGAGGAAAAGUCCUGGCUGGGAGAAUUGAGCUAGUGCAGCACACACAGAAAAAGCGAUUCCGAUGGGUCCUUUGAAAGCUUUUCUCUUCUCCCCUUUUCUUCUGCGGAGUCAAAGUAGAGGGGUGAGGCUGAUGUUCUUGUUACUGACCCUGCAUUUGGGAAACUGUGUUGAUAAGGCAGAAGAUGAAGAUGAUGAGGAUUUAACAAUGAACAAAACCUGGGUCUUGGCUCCAAAAAUUCAUGAAGGAGAUAUCACACAAAUUCUGAAUUCAUUGCUUCAGGGCUAUGACAAUAAACUUCGUCCAGAUAUAGGAGUGAGGCCCACAGUAAUUGAAACUGAUGUUUAUGUAAAUAGCAUUGGACCAGUUGAUCCAAUUAAUAUGGAAUACACAAUAGAUAUAAUUUUUGCCCAAACCUGGUUUGACAGUCGUUUAAAAUUCAAUAGUACCAUGAAAGUGCUUAUGCUUAACAGUAAUAUGGUUGGAAAAAUUUGGAUUCCUGACACAUUCUUCCGAAACUCAAGAAAAUCUGAUGCUCACUGGAUAACAACUCCUAAUCGUCUGCUUCGAAUUUGGAAUGAUGGACGAGUUCUAUAUACUCUGAGACUGACAAUUAAUGCAGAAUGUUAUCUUCAGCUUCAUAACUUUCCUAUGGAUGAACAUUCCUGUCCACUGGAAUUUUCAAGCUAUGGAUACCCUAAAAAUGAAAUUGAAUAUAAGUGGAAAAAGCCCUCUGUAGAAGUGGCUGAUCCUAAAUACUGGAGAUUAUAUCAGUUUGCCUUUGUAGGGUUACGGAACUCAACUGAAAUCUCUCACACAAUCUCUGGGGAUUAUGUUAUCAUGACAAUUUUUUUUGACCUGAGCAGAAGAAUGGGAUAUUUCACUAUUCAGACCUACAUUCCAUGCAUUCUGACAGUUGUUCUUUCUUGGGUGUCGUUUUGGAUCAAUAAAGAUGCAGUGCCUGCAAGAACAUCAUUGGGUAUCACUACAGUUCUGACUAUGACAACGCUGAGUACAAUUGCCAGAAAGUCUUUACCUAAGGUUUCUUAUGUGACUGCGAUGGAUCUCUUUGUUUCUGUUUGUUUCAUUUUUGUUUUUGCAGCCUUGAUGGAAUAUGGAACCUUACAUUACUUUACCAGCAACAAAAGAGGAAAGACUGCUACUAAAGACCGAAAGCCAAAAAAUAAAGCCUCGAUGUCUCCUGGUCUCCACCCUGGAUCUACUCUGAUUCCAAUGAAUAAUGUUUCUGUGCCGCAAGAUGAUGAUUAUGGAUACCAGUGUUUGGAGGGAAAAGAUUGUGCCAGCUUCUUCUGUUGCUUUGAAGACUGCAGAACAGGAUCUUGGAGGGAAGGAAGGAUACAUAUACGCAUUGCCAAAAUUGACUCUUAUUCGAGAAUAUUUUUCCCAACAGCUUUUGCCCUGUUCAACUUGGUUUAUUGGGUUGGCUAUCUUUACUUAUAAAAUCUACCAUGAGCAAAAAUCAAAAGAAGUCUGACUAAAUUCAGUAGAAUCUUUUGCACUUCAGUAACUUGAAGUUUAAAUUUAAAAUGCAGAGAAACCAAUGGUUAAAAUACGAGUAGUAUUGUAACUAUUUUAAGGCCUGCAAAAGUAAAUAACAUAGCAGCUUUUAAAAACUGAUUAGUUGCAAAAUCCAGUGGGUUAAAAUACUCACAUAUUUUUACUUAAAUUUUCUUUAAUUUACUUAUAUGUUAGCAUAAUUUUGAAUUUUUAAGUUCUCUGAUUCAUGUUUUAAACUUGGAUUGAUUUUAAUACACAUUUUGUUUAAAUAUAAUCUAUAUUUUUUGUAAUUUGAGACUAAAGACUAAUAUUUAUGUAGAAACUUUUUGCCAAAAAAUAUUUUAAUUUUUUUUUCUUGCUUUUUGUUUGUAGGUCCUGCUUGAAAUACAGUUACUUAACAUAAAGCCAUAGUUUUCUUGGAUCCAUUUCCAAGAUACUGUAUUCCCAAGAAGAAACUGAUUUAUUUUUAACUUAUCAAUUACAGAAGACCUAUAAAGAGGUCAAUUUUUACCUGUCUUUUAAUCCAGUCCAUUUUCUAAUGCAAUAUUAAACAGAACUCCAGUUACAUUUACUUAGGUAAUUUGCAAACUUGGAAGGAAGCCACCAAAGUCAUUUUUUAAGACUGCAAGAUAAAAAAUCAGACAAAAUCUAACCAUUUUAUUCUCUGCUUCAUAGCAUUAAUAAUGUAUGAUGAAGUUAACAUUGAAAUAUUAAAAUCUACCAAUGCAAAUUAAAUGCAGAGAGAAAUUAUUAUUUUUCUUUGUUUUAUGAAUGUGUUACAGACCCUAAAAUAACAAAAUAUUGAGAAACAGUGCUUUUAUUUACUCAUGUCGUGAAAAAUUAUUACCUGGCAAACUGAGUUGCAGGUCGUAUUGAGGACAGAAUCUUAAAUAUGUGCUCUUAGCAUUGUUUUUAGACUAGUAAUAUUCAGAGAACAGUUACAGACCUGCAUUACAUAUUGCCUCUUCUGGCUCCAAAGUUCUGAACACUGUCAGUUUCAAAACACAUUAUAUAUUGUUAUAAUAUUCUUUUUUACUAGAAAAUUAGGGAAGCCUCAAAAUCAUGUUAAAGAGGGAGUUUUGUUGAGGCAUCUUUAAUGAACAUAAGUGUGAGAGCCCUCUAAAUUCUUAGAGUCUCACAGGAUGUAAAAUCUAUCAGUUAAUAGUUUUCAAAAUGUCUCUUUUGUUAAGAAGAGAUUUAAAUUUAGGCUUCGAUGGUUAUAAUCUUGUAAGUAGUUUGACAUAUCAAUUGUUUAUGAGAUUCAUCACAUAAAUUUCUGGGGAACUACCCAGAUUAGCUUGGAAAUAACCUUUAAAAAUUGUUUCUGUUGCCAAGACCAGUGAUCAUGAUGUAGAGUUUUAUGAUCACGGCCUAACUGACUUAAGGUUUGGAGGGGGCAGGUAAACUGUCACCUGUGCAAUUGACACUCUAGUUUUAAAUGUUAUAAUUUUGCCAUAUGGCUAGUGAAUCUCUGGCAUGGUUAUACAUAUGUAUUAGAAAUAUAUAGGUUUUCUUUAUUUUUAAUUAAUUAAUUUAUUGUUUACUUUGUGUUCCCUGCUAACUCUGAUUUUUUUCACUUGCUUAUAAACUUCUGAAAAAAUAAGCAUGAAUCAAAUGAUAAUGCCCAAUAUCCACUGACACUGCUUUUUUCUUGAAUGAAUAGCCAAAUUUAACUUCGGUCAUCUAUAUAUUCAUUUACACAUUAUUCAUACAUUCAUUGAAAUAACAUUGAGUUCUGAUGGAUGUUUUUAAAGUUACGCAUUCAUUUAAGGAUAAAUAAAAAAGUACUCAUAAAAAAUAAAAUAAUUCACUAAAAUAUUGUAUGGCUAUUUUCAUGUUUUAAACUGUAGCUUACUCAUUAUCAUGAGACAGUUUUGAUUUUGGGACUCUUUCAAGUGUAUCUGAGCAUGACUAUAUUUUAAAAUACUUAAAAGUGCUUGAUAUAAAUAGCAUUCCUUCUGAAACACAGUUCUAUGUAAAAGAAAAAACAAAUAGCUUUGCUUUUCUCAUUGGUGUUUCAUUAACUUGGCUUUAAAUGUUGACAAUAUUUACAAGUGGAAAUAAAAUUUAUAAAUAUAUGAAAGAUGUCUUUCCUUGUAUAUACCAUCAAGCAAUCACUUUCUUUUCAGAGCAAGUGGUACUUUGAACAGUUGUAUGUAAAUGUGCAAUCAGAAAGAAUGGUGUACAAAUCUUAUUUCUAAAAAUAAGAAUAAAAAGGUAAAAAUGCAUUUAGACUACUUUUUCAAGAAAUCAAAUACAGCUUUUUUUCAAAGCUGAUUUAGUCCAUUUCCUGUUACUCUAUUCCCAGUAUAAGUUUCAUCAUCUUGAGAAAUAAUUUUUAAAAAAUCUUCCCCUUUUUCUGGGAAGUUAUACCAUAAUUUAUUGAAUUAAUGGGAACUUGAAUUUCCUGGAUGCUUUAAAUGAUUUUAACACUAACAUAGACCCUAAAAGUGGAUAUAAAGAAUUGAGAAGCAUAACUGGAGCACAGGAGAUAGGAUCACUUGUAAAAAUGUUUGUUUAUGUAGACCUAUUCUCUGAAGAUGUUACCAGGAUCUAGAAAUUCUGAGAGGUGAAAAUGUGUUUGGCAUAAUUUUUUUCUCUUAGAUCUACAAUGACAGGGUCAUAUUUUAUUUUAUUUAUCUUUGAAUUCCGUGGACAAAAUUAGGCUCACUUGAAAUUAUUUUUUGUAAAGCCAAGUAAGUUCAUGGAAAAAAUGUAAAAAAUACAUAGAUUACUUGAGAAUUUAGUAGAGAUAGGGAAAAAUGUCCCAGUAAGUCUAACUAAAGUUUUGAUAUAUGUAGGAAUUAGCAAUUCAUUGGAGGCAUUUUAUUUUAAGCUGAAGAGAGAUUUCAUUAGUAAGUUUUAAAAAUUGAUCAACUUCAAAUUAAAGCGCAGUAGAUGUGUAUAAAUAUGAAGGCAAUCAUAAGGAUUAUUUUUUUAUUUGUGGUUCCAUAUUCUGGCAUUAAUAUAUCACCAUAAAAUAGACUGUUUUUGUCUCAAGAACAAUAAUAAAAUUGAAGUCUAUAUUCAUGCCAAUUCAGCAUCAAAAGAAUGGCUGACAGUUCUUUCACACCAAGGGCCCCAUAAUUAUAAAUGUGAAAUUGUAUUCCAGGUCAAAGUGUUGUGAAAAAUUCACAAAACGCUUUGAUUUUCCAAGAGAUGAGCUUUAGAUAAGAUGAUUUUAGUAGAUUAAAAUAAAUAACUGGUAUUGAAGUAAAUGUAUAACAGAUGAAUAGAUACAUAAAUAAAAUUUUCAAAGCUAUACCAGUGCCUAUUUUUACUCUAGCAAAAUUUCCUGUAACAAGAUACUACAUUGGAAAUUAUUUCACUGGUCUUAGCAUUGGGAAUGAAGUUAUCCAGUAGACACUUAAUGUUUUACUGCUUGUCUCACUAGAAACAUUUAUUUCUGACUUACCUAGUUUUCUUUAUAUCAUCAAAUUUAUUCAGCUUCUCAGUGCUAUACCAUAUGACAGCAACACAUACUUGAUAUUCCAUUUCUGUUGGCCAUUCUUUAUUGCUUUUUACUGCUAGGGAGGUCUUGCCAGGCUUCUAUACAGUUACAAAAGCCAUUACCAAGUAUUUGUAAAGGACUUUCCAAAUGGUGUUUUCAAACAUUAUUAACCAUUUUGCUCUAGUUGAUUUAAGAUCAGUUCUGACUUUUUGUGUUUGCAUUUUGGAAGUGAGGUAACCUUAUUCAAAUAUUUAUGCAGCACUUUCUAUGUACAAAGUACUGUUCUAAAUACAAAAGGAAAUAUAAAGAUGAAAUUUCAAGGAAAAUAUAAUGUAGUCAGAGAGAUGAGAUUAGUUAUACAAUUUAAGGGAGGGAGGAUAUCUCUAGGAAGGUUUUGUGGAGGAUAUGUGUUUAGGGAUGGAAGCUUGGGGAUGCAAUAGGUGAGAAGGACGGAGAUCACAAUUUCCAAUUGGGUAAACAGCUUGAGAAAAGAAACAGAAGCAUGAGCACAAAUUAGAAUUCCAAUUUCUUUGAAAGAUUCAUAUAGAGACAAUGAAAAGUUAGGUUAGACCAAUAAACUGAGAAGCAUGAAUGUGGAUAUCAGGAGGCUAGGUAAAAUUACGAAGUCAUAAAGAGUUCACAGAGUUCCUUAGUACAAAAGAGACAUUAUUAAAAUUUCUGCAGAAGUUUCUUCUUGUUGGUGUGUGAUGGUUUGGAGUAUAACAAGCCAGUUAAUAAUAUAGGUUUAUGGUGGAUAAUAUGAGGAUGAAAUCAGUACUCUUAUGACAGAAGUCUUCAGUGGAGAGAGGGAAAGAUAGCCCCAAAUAGAAAGAAAGACAUUAAGCUUUGACCAACAGACAACAUUACUGAGACACAUGGUGUGUUGGGUGGAAGGGAUCCUGUAAUAGAUACUUGUUUGCAUGUAGAUGGGCACAAAGACACUACAAGAAAAUUCUAGAUGUUAUGCAAUCUUGUUUCCUGUUCCAUUUUUAUCAAAUGCUUAUUUUUUUAUUGAUUUAUUUUUCACACAUAAAGGAUGAAGAAAAAAUAAUCUGAAAUGUAAAUCAUAAAGUGAUCUGUCCAGGUUCUUAUUUUUUUUAAUGUUCCUCACUAAACGGGUUUUCUAUUCAAAUAAACUUUUCCAGUUUUCUCCCUGGAAAAUAUUAUAUACAUAUAUAUAUUUGAACAAAGAGCAUAAGAAAUGACAAUUUUGGGUAGAAAUAGUCUACUGUGUGAAGAGAAAAAUCGAGAAAGCUAAUUUCUGAUCCUCAAACAAUUUCUGAAAUAUUUCUGUCAGAAUAAAUAAAAUAACUGUUAUUGCUGGAAGCUGAAACAUACUUGGACCCUUUGAGUGUCUGAUGGUAAAAGCUGUGGUAACUGAAAUGCAUUUAAGCAAAAAGGGCUAAUUAGUGGACUUUUAAGACAUUAUUUACCUAAAUGGAAAUAGUUUGGUUUUCAAUCCUUCAUUGUAAUAACACUUAUUUGCAACCAUUGAGUGUAUAUAGUCAUUUCCUAUAAUAAAGUUUUAUGGCUUGUGAUUA
This is a messenger RNA of Cebus imitator (Panamanian white-faced capuchin), 6640 nucleotides long. RefSeq names its product gamma-aminobutyric acid type A receptor subunit gamma1 (gene GABRG1). NCBI's taxonomy places the organism in Eukaryota, Metazoa, Chordata, Mammalia, Primates, Cebidae. The coding region runs from base 194 to 1591 and encodes 465 amino acids. Gene Ontology annotation, cellular component: synapse; neuron projection; dendrite membrane. Gene Ontology annotation, biological process: signal transduction; gamma-aminobutyric acid signaling pathway; synaptic transmission, GABAergic. The transcript is spliced from 9 exons. Gene Ontology annotation, molecular function: GABA-gated chloride ion channel activity; transmitter-gated monoatomic ion channel activity involved in regulation of postsynaptic membrane potential; GABA-A receptor activity. The record is from RefSeq and is a predicted model, not a curated record.